Salvia splendens (bonfire salvia) is the source of this 1903-nucleotide messenger RNA. RefSeq names its product MADS-box transcription factor 23. The record is from RefSeq and is a predicted model, not a curated record. Gene Ontology annotation, biological process: positive regulation of transcription by RNA polymerase II. Bases 246 to 944 code for a protein of 232 amino acids. NCBI's taxonomy places the organism in Eukaryota, Viridiplantae, Streptophyta, Magnoliopsida, Lamiales, Lamiaceae. The transcript has 8 exons. Gene Ontology annotation, cellular component: nucleus. Gene Ontology annotation, molecular function: RNA polymerase II transcription regulatory region sequence-specific DNA binding; protein dimerization activity; DNA-binding transcription factor activity.
UGCCCUAACUUGCCAUUUCUUAUACUACUAAACCACAAAUCCACAAUUAGUUUAAUACCUUUGUGAUUUUCUAUCCAAAACCACCCCAACAAUUUUGGCGAAUUAAAUUAAGCAGCUCCAGGUUUUGGAACAGUGGUUUUGCCAUACCGCUUUCCUCACGCUUUACAAUACCAUUACCACCUUCUUCCAAAAUAGAACUCUCUCUUUCGUUAAUCUCCGCUUCAACCUCGAAUUAAGAAGAGAAAAUGGGGAGAGGGAAGAUUGUAAUUCGUAGGAUCGAUAAUUCGACGAAUAGGCAAGUGACUUUCUCAAAGAGAAGGAAUGGAUUGCUUAAGAAAGCAAAAGAAUUAUCAAUCCUUUGUGAUGCGGAGAUUGGGUUGAUUAUCUUCUCCAGCACUGGAAAGCUCCAUGAUUUUGCAAGCACCAGCAUGAAAUCUAUAAUCGAACGAUACAACAAAGUCAAGGAGGAGCAUUACAAUCUGAUGAAUCCCACUUCAGAGAUCAAGGUAUGGCAAAGGGAAGCGGAAAACUUGAGGAAACAACUACAGUAUUUGCAAGAAAGCCAUAGGAAACUUUUGGGAGAGGAACUUGCUGGAUUGAACAUUAGAGACCUCCAAAAUCUGGAAAAUCAACUAGAAACGAGCUUGAAAGGUGUCCGUGUGAAAAAGGAACAAACUCUGACCACUCAAAUCAACGACUUAAAUCAGAAGGGAAACGCCAUUCAUCAAGAGAAUAUGGAACUUUACAGGAAGAUGAAUAUUAUUGUCAAGGAGAAUGAGGAAUUGCGGAAAAAGGUUUACGGUCCGGGAAGCACAAGUGAAGAAAACAGGGUUCCCCACAAUACACACAAAAUCAACGAUGGAUAUUCUUUUAUACCUAUAAAUCUUGAGCUGAGCCAUCCACAAAAGCAAACAAAUGGUGCAUCAAAAGAUGCAAUGAAUUAGGGGUUAGCUCCAUUUAACCUUAAUUCACACAUAUGUUAGGCACUAAGAACGGUUUCCCCUUGCUUGUUUUAUCAAAUGACUAUAAAAUUGACUCUUGAACAGGCUUCAACUGCAGCAAUGACACGCUGGCAGCACAUGCAAUGUGUUUAGCAGUUCUAAGUCAAGUCAUCUGACAAUCCUACUGAACAACUCAGAUGGACUUGAUAUUUUGUGGUUCACAAUGUGCCUGCAAACGGAUGGCCAUCCUGUUCAUUACCUGUGGAAAGACUAGAGAUUUUUAUGUACAUAGUCCCAUGAUUGUUGUAAUAAUGGCAGAAGGAAGAAGCAAGGAAUGUUUAAGGUUAACUCGAACUAAUAUCGUGGUAAUUGAUGUCGCCAGCAGUAGUCCCUACUAAUUCUUGUUAGAUAAGAUAAUGCUAAUACACUGGAGACAUGUCAUUAUAGGAUGCUUCAGUAAAUGUGAAAGUUAAAAUCGCCAUUAUUGGGGGUUGGGAAGGUAACAGUAUAGUACUAGUCCGUCAAACCAUAAUAUAUACUAGGAAUUAUUUAUUUUCAGUUGAUGGCAUGCAACAAACUUAAACCGUAGGUCCUGCAAAAACUCAACAACUUACCACAGAAACUGGUUUAUUAAUAGUACAUUAUGCGUGUGGAUGCUUGUGCUGAUGUAUAUGAGGUCCAUAUCCCGUUUCAUAAAGAUCCGACAUUUGGUGGCAUCAACCUCAUUGUUGAAUCACCAGACCACUUCACUAUACAGAUUUAAUAUAUUCAUUACCAAACCUUAAAAAAAUGGUAAACUGCUAAUCUGCACAAAGUCACAUUUAUGCUUGAUGCUUGUGCUGAUGUAUAUGAGGUCCAUAUCCUGUUUCAUAAAUAUCCGACAUUUGGUGGCAUCAGCCUCAUUGCCGAAUCACCAGAUCACUUCACUAUACAGAUUUAAUAUAUUCAUUACCAAACCUUAA